AUGACCGCUCCAGAAUUGCAAGCCCGCCUCGCCACUCUACCACGUGCAGACGGCUCGGCCACGUACAGCCAUGGCGGAUACACCGUCACCGCCUCGGCCAACGGUCCCAUCGAGGCCCAGAGACGAGACGAGGAUCCCGAUGCUGCCAAUAUCGACGUGGUCGUACGACCGGCUGCUGGCGUUGGAGGUCCCAGCGAGCGCAACCACGAACUGAUUCUGCAGAAGACGCUGCAGGACAUUGUUCUUGUGCAGGAGUUUCCUCGGUGUACCAUCCAGGUUGUCCUGCAGAUUCAGUCGGCGCCCGAAAACGACUAUGCCAACACAAAGCUCAACCAACCCGGCCUGGCAGCCGUCCUGGCCCUGCUAUCUGCCAGCAUUCCCAUGCGCACCAUAGCCACAGCAGCUGCCGUGGCCAUUAUGCCUGGGUCAAUCAUCAGCAGUCCGUCGCCACGGGACGCAGCAGCGGCACAGUCUCUGCACGUGUUUGCCUUUUCCGGUCAGGAUGACAAGCUUCUUCUGGCCGAGAGCGAAGGCGCAUUCACCAUGGAGGAGUGGGACAACGCGCGGACAACUGCCGGGAAGAUCUGCUGCGGACUGCGUGCCGGUAUAUCUGGUUCAAGCGACAAGGCACUGGACGAGGAACACGGCACAGAAGCGACCGUGAGCAUGCACGACUUUGUUCGGUCGACCGUGGUGCACAGAGCCGAAGAUGUUCUCCAGUGGAAGCUGGAUCGGAAGUGA
Messenger RNA from Grosmannia clavigera kw1407, 741 nucleotides. Its product is annotated as exosome complex subunit. Bases 1 to 741 code for a protein of 246 amino acids. The transcript has 3 exons. Gene Ontology annotation, biological process: nuclear mRNA surveillance; rRNA catabolic process; poly(A)-dependent snoRNA 3'-end processing. Lineage: Eukaryota; Fungi; Ascomycota; Sordariomycetes; Ophiostomatales; Ophiostomataceae. The record is from RefSeq and is a predicted model, not a curated record. Gene Ontology annotation, cellular component: nuclear exosome (RNase complex); nucleolus; cytoplasmic exosome (RNase complex).